Hylaeus anthracinus is the source of this 12969-nucleotide messenger RNA. It is a transcript of the gene Nipped-A, whose product is annotated as transformation/transcription domain-associated protein. The record is from RefSeq and is a predicted model, not a curated record. The coding region runs from base 1146 to 12506 and encodes 3786 amino acids. Gene Ontology annotation, biological process: DNA repair; regulation of DNA-templated transcription. Gene Ontology annotation, molecular function: transcription coregulator activity; protein binding. Gene Ontology annotation, cellular component: SAGA complex; nucleus; NuA4 histone acetyltransferase complex. The transcript has 11 exons. NCBI's taxonomy places the organism in Eukaryota, Metazoa, Arthropoda, Insecta, Hymenoptera, Colletidae.
CUUAUUAAAAAACUAAAUUAUAUCCUACUUUCUCUUUUGCGUGAAAAGUAGGGAAUACAUUUCUAUAUUUCUUUUUUUUUGUUAUCUUGUAAGAAAUAAUUCGUAAAAACUGCACUAUAUCCUUUGAUAGUCUGAAAAGAUGUCUGCACUAAUUUCAGCACCAACUGUUACACUACAAUUUCCUAUACAUUUAGUGAUUUUUUUGUAUAAUUACGCGUUUACAUUUAACACUAAAAUUACGUUAAUAUAUUUAUUUAGUAAAUAUAAUUUGAAUUGUUAUUUAUCUGAAUAUCAAUUAUUAAACUUACAUUGAAUAUACGCAAAAAAUAUCACUAGGAAUAACCUAUCAAAUAAAGACAUUUCUAGUGAAAAAAUUUGUUAAAGGUUUUACGUGGGUCUUUUCUAAAUGCAGUUGGCAUAAAAAUUAACUAAAUAUGAUGCUUCCCUCUCUACAAAAGUGGGAGAGAGAUAGAGUAGGAGAGGAAGAAUAUCGUGGUUGAGUGUUUUGAGAGAACGUUUUAAGUUUGUACCCUAUAUCCGCGUUGCAUGUGUAGUUUUAUAUUUUUGGUAAACAAAUGAAGAAAGGUAAUUCACGACAACUUUGUCAGAAAUUAUAUAUAAUUCUAAUUUUUCUAUAUGAUAUAUCGUUUUAUAUACGAUAAUAACGAUUUAUUUCAUUUUGGAGCGGAAUGUUGUGAUGACUAAAAUUUUGACAAAAACAAUUCUAAGAAAGUGUUGCGAAGUGUUCCAAGUUCUGUUAAACCGACUAUUUGUAAACAGUUUGCUUUAUAAAGCUUGAUAAUCAUUGCAAAACGUUUUUAUUCAACAACGUGGCAAGUGUUUAUCCUAACCUAUUUCGAUAGUGAACAAAUCUGUGACUGGAUUAGGAACUAAAAAUAUUCAAUUCCAAUUACGAUAUCAUCCUUAAGAAUUGACCAGAGAGCCAUAGAGCAAAAACAAAUGAGAAAUAUAAUUUAUUUUGUUUACGUGUGCAGUUUCUAUGAUAUCAUUGAAGAUAUGUACUGUUCAUUCGAUAACGAGAUGAGUUGAUGGCGUUAGAAAUUGUUUACUUACAUCCUCAUCACGAGAUGAUUUACUGAUGGACCAGACGUAGCACGAACCGUGAUUUGGAUUAAACGAUCAAAAUGGCACCACCGGAUCCAGUGACGCAAAUGAACACGUACCGAUCGUACGUGACCAUGCUAGCCGAUCCAGUCUCGAAAGACGAAUUAAAACUGAAGGCCGCCCAAGAGUUGUCGGAGAACUUCGAGGUCAUCAUGUGCUCCUCGCAGUAUCCGGCAUUUCUUGAUCACAUGAUGAAAAUAUUUUUAAAGAUCCUCCAAGAAGGCGAGCCUCACUUCAUAUCGGAAUACAACAUUCAACAAGUUCGAAAGUUGAUCUUAGAAAUGAUACACAGAUUGCCCAGCAACGAUUACUUGCGUCCGUACGUAAAACAGAUUUUGAGCCUAAUGUCGAAGCUCUUGGAGACCGAUAACGAAGAGAACGUAUUGGUCUGCUUGAGGAUCAUCAUCGAGCUCCACAAACAGUACAAACCAACGUUCAAUCCGGAGAUACAGUAUUUUCUGCAAUUCGUGAAAUCCGUGUACAGCGAGUUACCAAAGAAUUUGCCAAAAAUAUUCGAGCCACGUCCACCGUUGAGGGUGAAAGACUUGUCGGAAAUAAACAUAGAAGCUCUCUUGAAGGAGACAUUCACGAUCACGGCCAUACAAAGCGAGAAGAAAGCAGCGGACGGUACUGUCGUCACAUACAAUCUCAUUCCUAAAGCAGUACUGUCCCUCAAAGUGCUCCAGGAACUGCCGAUCAUCGUUGUACUCAUGAACCAAUUAUACAAGCAAAACGUUCACCAGGACGUGUCAGACUUUAUUCCUCUCGUUAUAACGACGAUAACGUUGCAACCGAGCCCCCAACACAGAGCGUCGCCUGGAUUCAACAAGGAAGUCUUCGUGGACUUCAUGGGCGCGCAGAUCAAGACUCUGUCGUUCUUGGCGUACGUAAUCCGAGUCUACCAGGACGUGGUGUCGCAGCAUAGUUCCAUAUUGGUGAAAGGUAUCCUGGGCUUGUUCACCCUGUGCCCCAUGGAAGUGGCACACCUGCGCAAGGAAUUGGUGAUCGCGUCGAGGCACAUUCUGGCCACGGAUCUGCGCAAUAAAUUCAUCCCGCACAUGGAGUGUUUCUUCGACGAGGAUAUAUUCAUAGGACGAGGUUGGACGACGCACGAGUCUCUCAGGCCGUUGGCGUACUCGACGCUCGCGGACUUGGUCCACCACGUUCGGUUGCUGUUACCACUGAGCGACGUCUCCAGAGCGGUGCAUCUGUACAGCAAGAACCUGCUGGAUCAAAGCCUCCCGACAGCCGUUCAAAUGGUCUCCUGCAAGCUGCUGAUGAAUCUGGUCGACACCGUCAGACAAAGGUCCGAUGCCGAAAACAGCACCCAGGGGAGAGAGCUACUGAUGCGCAUACUGCUAGUUUUCGUGUUGAAGUUUAAAACGAUCGCGAAGAUCUACAUACCGAUUCUGCGCAACAAGGCCAAACAACUGAUGCCACCCGGCUUGGACAUAAAAACGGAGGACGCUAAGGCCGUUAUUCCAGACCUGAACGACGACAAAGACGCUGGGAAGUCGAAAUUCGGGUUCCCUUCCUCUCAAGCGAUGAGCUACAACGUGGCCGAUUACAGGAACUUGGUGAAGAGUUUGGUUCACGGCGCAAAAGCUAUCACGUCGAACUGCAUCAACAGCAAGACCGGCGAGGCGACGCAAUCCAACCAGUUUCAGUCCAAGGAGACGUUGGUGUACAUCAAGCUGGUCAAAUGGGCGCUGCCGGCGUUGGAUAUAUACACAAUAGGUCCUCCUACCAUCGGCGCCGUCGCUCAACCUGGCCGACCGGCUCAGUCUCAGACGAUACGCACGCGAGAAGAAAAGGAAGUCCUCGAGCUAUUCGGAAACGUCUUCACCCAGAUGAAUCCGCAAACGUUCCAAGAAAUAUUCUCCACAUCUAUCGACUACAUGGUCGAGAGGAUCUUCAAGAACUGCGCGCUGCAGAUCAUCGGCAGCGCCUUUCUGUCGAGUCCCACGAUAUCGUCCACGUUCGCGACGAUACUGGUCGAAUAUCUGCUGGAAAGGAUGGGCGACAUGGGCUCCAACGUGGAAAGGAGUAAUUUGUACUUGAGGCUUUUCAAGCUCGUAUUCGGCAGCGUGUCCCUUUUCCCUGCGGAAAACGAACACAUGCUGAGGCCACACUUGAACCAGAUCGUCAAUCGAGCCAUAGAGCUGGCCAUGUCUGCGAAGGAACCGUACAAUUAUUUCCUACUGUUGCGUGCUUUGUUCAGAUCCAUCGGAGGCGGUUCCCACGACCUCCUGUAUCAGGAGUUCCUACCGCUGCUUCCAAACAUGUUGGAGGGACUGAACAGGCUACAAUCUGGCCUGCACAGACAGCACAUGAAGGAUCUUUUCGUCGAAUUGUGCUUGACAGUUCCUGUGAGACUCAGCUCUCUUCUGCCGUACCUUCCGAUGCUGAUGGACCCACUCGUUUCCGCUUUGAACGGAAGCUACUGCUUAGUCAGCCAGGGGUUGCGAACCCUCGAGCUCUGCGUGGAUAAUCUUCAACCUGAUUUCCUCUACGAGCACAUACAACCGGUUAGAGCAGACUUGAUGCAGGCGCUUUGGAGGACUCUGCACAAUCCCACCGAUCAGGCUCACGUGGCGUUUCGCGUGCUGGGCAAGUUCGGCGGCGGGAACAGGAAGAUGAUGAUCGAACCGCAGAAGUUGGAGUACAACGAUCGAGAGACUAACUCGCCAGCUAUCGUCGUUUACUUCCAGGAGCCUACCAAACCGAUCGAUUUCACGGUGGAAAAGGUUAUCGAGACCGCCUUCAAUGCGCUCAAAUCGAACAACACCGACUCGUUCUAUCGUAGACAAUGCUGGGAAGUAAUUAGUUGCUACCUGGCAGCCUCGCUCCGACUGGACGACAACAACGCCGUUCUGUACAAACUGUUCAUGCAUCCCAGCUUUAAAGAGGGUAAAAUUCCUCAUCAGCAGGGACCUCAUUACAAAUGCCCAGACACGGUCGCGAGGAACGUUCAACAGACAGCGUUGACUGGACUCUUCGUUGCAGCAGAGAUCAAAGAAUUGAGGCAUUCGGUGUUGGGUACCGUGGUGUCGAUCGUCAGGCAUUACACAAUGGUAGCGAUUGCUCAGCAAGCCGGUCCCUUCUGUCUGACCGGAAGACAAAUUCGCAUGCAGGGUCAGGACCCUCUCGUCUUGAUCGACGCUCUUGCCGUCAUCAUGGGCCACGAGGAGAAAGAGCUGUACAAAUCCGGUCACUUGGCUCUAGUUUUGAUCCUUGAAACCGCUACCAACAUUCUGGGCUCGAAGGAACGGGCCUGCCAGUUACCACUGAUGGAAUACUUGGCUGAAAAGAUGUGCUCCCUUUGCUACGAGCGUGCCUGGUACGCGAAAUUAGGUGGAUGCAUAGCCAUAAAGUUUCUUUUUGAGAGAAUGGCGACGAAAUGGGUGCUGAAUCACUUGUUUGUCUUCCUGAAGGCUCUGAUGUUCGUGAUGAUGGACCUGACCGAAGAAGUGUCCAACGGCGCCAUUGACAUGGCCAAGGCCAAUUUGGAGAAGAUGCUGAGAGUUUGCGUAAAUCCUGGUAUACAGGACGGAAACACGGAACUGAUCGAGGCGCAGAACAAGAGCUUGUACGAAGUCACCCACGAGUUGGUGCGACAGGUGACGUCGCCGCACACGUUGGUGCGAGAACAAGCUAUGGCGUCCUUACGACUGCUGGCUGAAAUACAAAACAAAACCGUGACGGAAGUGAUGGAGCCUCACAAGGAAGUCCUGGCAGAUAUGAUUCCACCUAAGAAGCAUUUGCUUCGUCAUCAACCCGCGAACGCUCAAAUCGGCUUGAUGGAUGGAAACACGUUCUGCACCACGUUGAAUCCCCGACUCUUCACCAUCGAUCUGACGGUUAUGGAGCACAAGGUAUUCUUCCAGGAACUGCUGGCUCUCAGUGAAGCAGAGGACGCGAACUUGAACAAACUGCCUUGCUACAAAUCCGUCUCGAACCUCAUUCCUCUGAGGAAGUCGGCGUUAAAGGCGCUCGCUGCCUGCCACUACAUCGUCGCUUGCCGCGAAAAGAUUUUCGGGGUUCUUUACAAAGCUUUGGAGAAACCGAAUGUGGAGCUGCAAGAAGCAGCCUUCGAGUGUAUGCAGAAAUUCAUCGCUGGUUUCCAGAUCGACAUGGAGUCCGUUCACGCUAUAAUGCGACCGAUGCUUUUGACUUUGGGCGAUCACAGGAAUCUGAGUCUCAAUUGCGUGAAACGACUAUCGUAUUUGACGCAGCUGUUUCCCAGCACCUUUAGCAUCACUCUUUGUGAGCAGCUGCUGCAACACUUGAAGAAGCUCUUGGAGAACUUGAUACAAGCGCACAAAGGUAUAUCUAAGUCGGGUGAGAACGAGCAGAAGAUAGCUACCAUCAUAGGGAUCUUUCAUGAGAUUCCUGCGGCCACCCCAAAGUUCAUCGACGUUCUGUGCAGGCUCGUGUUGCAAACGGAGAAAUCGUUGAUGGUGGAGGUGUCCAGCCCGUUUCGCAUUCCCCUGAUGAAGUUCCUUUUACGAUAUCCCACGGAGACCCUGAAUUUGUUCUUGCACGACAACAACAUCAAAGAUCAGCAAUGGAGCAGAUACUUGGAGUUUCUUGUUAAACAGAAAGAUGGCAAACCGUUCCGCGACGUGCUGCACAACAGCACGGCGAGACUGAUAACGAUGCUGCUCGCACAUUCCCAAACGAACUCGAACUUGACGCACAGCGAGAAGAGCGAGCUUCAACAUCAGGCUAUCAAGAUCAUCGCCAUAUUAAUUAAAUUCGACGAUCAAUGGUUGUCGACGCAAAGUCAGUUGGUGGGAGCGCUGAAACAAAUCUGGUGCAACGACGAGUACCAAGCGUUGCACAAAAAAGUCGAGAGCGUGGAUUACUGUCAUUGGAAGGAGCCCAAGCUAAUCGUGAAGAUUCUGUUGCACUACUUCCGCCACCAUCCGAACGACAUCGACCUGCUCUUCCAACUGCUGCGAGCAACUUGCGACAGGUUCAUUCCCGAUUUCCAGUUCUUACGGGACUUCUUGGAGCACACCGUAGCACAGGAGUACACGGUCGAGUGGAAACGUAGCGCCUUCUUCAGGUUCGUGGACCACUUCCCGACGAACAACCUCUCUCAAGAGCUGAAGGCCAACGUGUUGCAACUGAUCGUGAUCCCUUGCUUCGCUGUGAGCUUCGAGAGAGGCGAGGGCAUGAAACUGGUUGGAGGUGCGCCUAUGCCCUACCAAGAUAACCCAGAAAACGUCGUAUCGGUAUUCAUCAGCAAGAUCAUCGAUCCAGAUAAUCCAUUCGGUUCCGCCGACUGCGUUCGCAUCUCUUUGCUCCAGUUCUCGUGUCUAUUGGUGGAGCAAGCUUCUCAACACAUUCACGACGUCACCAACAAAAGACAAGGCAACAAGUUACGCAGACUGAUGACUUUUGCGUGGCCCUGUCUGUUGGGUAAAAAUUGCGUCGAUCCCACGACGAGAUAUCACGGUCAUCUGCUUCUCAGUCACAUAAUCGCCAAGUUCGCCAUUCACAAGAGAAUCGUUCUCCAAGUGUUCCACAGUUUAUUGAAAGCCCACGCACUGGACGCGAGAAACGUAGUUAGACAAGCGUUGGAAAUUCUUACACCUGCCAUGCCUGUGAGAAUGGAAGACGGUAACACGAUGCUGACCCAUUGGACGAAGAAGAUCAUCGUGGAGGAGGGACAUUCCAUGCAACAGUUGUUUCACAUUCUUCAAUUGGUGGUCAGACAUUAUAAAGUGUACUAUCCAGUGAGGCAUCAUUUGGUCCAGCAUAUAGUAAACUCGAUUCAAAGAUUAGGAUUCAGUCCUACGGCUACGAUCGAACACAGGAGAUUGGCCGUCGAGUUGGCGGAAGUAAUUAUAAAAUGGGAAUUGCAUAGAAUCAAGGACGAGGCCGAGAGUGCGGAUUCCGGUGGGAAUAGGUCGACGUUGGGAGGAUCUAUGAAGAGACCGAUAAACGACGAUCCCACGGGAACUAAACGUAUGACGACUCAAACGGCUACUGGCAGCGCCACGGUUCCCGUGAUUUUGCCCAGGAUAGAACCAGGAUCGACAAAACCCAUCGAGAGAGCGCACGCCGACGCGAUCUUAAACUUUUUGCUUCGUUUGGCCUGUCAGGUAAACGACGUAACGACGAUUCACGGGAAUCCAGGUGAACAACUGUCCAGGCGUUGCGUGGCUUUGUUAAAAAUGGCUCUGAAACCCGACGUUUGGCCGCAGUCGUGCGAUCUGAAGUUAGCUUGGCUGGACAAAGUGCUCGCCAGCGUGGACAGUACUCAACCUAAUUACGGUAACAUCUGCACAGCUUUGGAAGUUCUGACGUUCCUGUUGGGCGUGAUGAAAAGGGAACAAAUCCUGGCGAGCUUCAAGCCUCUGCAACGCGGCGUAGGCGCCUGCAUCGCGAGCAGCAACACAAAAGUGAUUCGAUUGGUUCACGGGCUGUUGUCGCGAUUGAUGACUAUCUUUCCAGCAGAACCGGCGCCUUCCAGCGCUGCUCCUAAAUACGAAGAAUUAGACACCCUGUAUACCACCGUUGGUAAAUUUGUAGUUGACGGUUUGGCAACGUACGAGAAGAAUACCGCAGCUACUCCCAGUACGUUGUUCGGCACGUUGAUGAUGCUGAAGGCUGCCUGCACGAACAAUCAAAGUUACAUUGAUCGACUGAUAACCCCUUUCAUGAGAGUUCUGCACAGGAUGGCCAAGGAUCACCUCCAUUCGACUCAGGCAGAGGCUAAUCCGGUUGGCAGCGAGUUAUUGAUCUUAAGUUUGGAUCUCGUGAAGAACCGCGUUGUGGUGAUGGGCGUGGAAAUGCGAAAAUCGUUUAUAGGCUCCAUUCUGGUUGGGUUGAUCGAGAAAACGCAGGACAUAAAAGUGAUGAAAGCGAUUACCAAGAUGCUCGAGGAAUGGAUGAAGAACAAGAACCCUAUCGCGAUGAAUCAGGCGCCCAGCUUGCGAGAAAAGUCGAUCCUUUUGGUAAAAAUGAUGCAGUACGUGGAGAAACGUUUUCCCGAUGAUUUAGAGUUGAACAGACAAUUCUUGGAGCUCGUUAAUUUCAUUUAUCGGGACGAAACUCUGAAAUCGUCCGAGUUAACGUCGAAAUUGGAGCCAGCAUUUUUGUCAGGCCUACGAUGCGUGCAGCCCCAGAUACGAGCGAAAUUCUUCGAGGUGUUCGACGGAUCCAUGAGAAGACGACUCCACGACAGACUUCUGUACAUUAUUUGCAGCCAGAGUUGGGACGCGAUUGGUCCCCAUUACUGGAUCAAGCAAUGCAUCGAGCUGCUUCUCGUCACAGCGAAUUCGUCCACUCAGAUUCAGAUGUCCAAUCAGGACACGUUGCUGCCCAGCGUAACGUCUGUGAUUAACAUGACGGAUAGCGAGGAGCACAAGAACUUCAUGAUAUACACAUCCAUCAAAGAAGAACCUCAAGACAUGUCGGACGCGGUCGACGUGAAAGACGAAAUCUUGGACAUGGACUUGUCCAACGUAGAUUCAACAGCCGUUCCAGAAGAGAUAACGAACGCUGGAAAGACAACGUUAACGCAGCUGAUCGCAAAGCAAGGAGAGUUCAUAGACUACGCCAAGAAGAUAAGGACGGAGCAGUUGCUGUUGGCUGCGGCUCAACUUUGUCACAUGGACACGAACUUGGCGGAACGCGUCUGGUUGGACACUUUCCCAAGGAUAUGGGGCAUCCUGGAUGAGCAUCAACAUAACACUCUAAUCGCAGAAGUGGUGCCGUUUAUUUGCAGUGGGACGCACGUUAUUCAAAAAGAUUGUCAUCCAAGCGCGAUCGCUACGUUCGUCGAAGCGAUAGCGCACUGCAAUCCUCCUGUGCCCAUGCGACCAGCUUUGAUGAAGUACCUAGGCAGAUCGCACAACCUCUGGCACAGGAUGACGCUGAGUCUCGAACAGAUGGCGUUCGACAAUGGGAACAACCAAUUCAAGAUCAAGAGGGAGUCGGACUGCUACGACUUUGAGCCUGACAACAGUCCACACGCUGAAAUUUUGGACUCGUUAUCGGAUAUGUACUCGCUAUUGUGCGAGGAGGACAUGUGGUCUGGUCUCUGGCAGAAGCACGCGCAUUACAAGGAAACGCUUCAGGCGACCGCCCUUGAACAACAGGGAUUUUUUGAACAAGCUCAAGGGGCAUACGACGUGGCAAUGACGAAAUUCAAGCAGGAUUAUGUUUCGACACCGGCUCCGUUCAAGAUACAACGCGAGGCGAUGCUCUGGGAACAGCACUGGAUAAGAUGCGCGAAGGAAUUGAAUCAAUGGGACUUGUUAUUAGAUUAUGGCAGCAAGAAGGCGGAGAAGAAUCCAUUUUUAAUUCUGGAGAGUUCUUGGCGCAUUCCUAAUUGGGCGAUGAUGAAGGAAGCUCUCGCCCAGGUGGAGCACAAUUGCCCGAAGGAAAUGGCUUGGAAGGUAAACUUAUAUCGCGGUUUCCUAGCGAUAUGCAACAGCGAAGAUCAACACCUGAACGCGGUAGAACGAUACGUAGAACUGGCGUCUGGUCUGUGCAUGCGUGAAUGGCGUAGGUUGCCGCACAUCGUGAGCCACGUGCACUUGCCGCUGCUUCAAGCUGCUCAACAGAUAAUGGAGCUGCAAGAAGCGAUGCAAAUUCAUCAGGGAUUGUUACACGGAAGAAGCACAUCGUUGCACGAUAUGAAAGCAAUCGUGAAAACCUGGAGGAAUCGGCUGCCCGUGAUAGCCGACGACCUAAGUCACUGGUCAGACAUUUUUACCUGGCGGCAGCAUCAUUACACGUUUAUCUCGAGUCAUUACGAUUCGCAACAGGAUCAGACGACCAACCACUCGAUGCUCGGCGUACACGCGUCUGUUCAGGCGAUCAUUCACUUUGGUAAAAUAGCCAGAAAGCACAAUCUUUGCGGCGUAUGCUUAGAUUCCUUGUCGCGGAUUUACACGAUACCUAGCGUUCCUAUUGUCGACUGCUUUCAAAAGAUCAGGCAGCAAGUGAAAUGUUACCUCCAGAUGGCUUCGGUUAGCGGAAAAAACGAAUUACAGGAAGGUUUGGAAGUGAUCGAGUCGACGAAUCUUCGAUACUUCACAAAGGAGAUGACUGCCGAGUUCUAUGCAUUGAAAGGGAUGUUGUUGUCGCAAAUCGGUCGAUCUGACGACGCGAAUAAAGCCUUCUCCGCCGCGGUUCAGUUGCACGAUACUUUGGUGAAAGCCUGGGCCUUGUGGGGCGAUUACUUGGAGCACAUAUUCACGCGCGACGGCCGUCAGAUAUCCAUUGGAAUUUCGGCAAUCACCUGCUUCCUUCACGCCUGUAGACACCAAAACGAGUCCAAGUCGAGAAAGUACUUAGCAAAGGUGUUGUGGCUGCUCACGUACGACGACGACAAGUCCUCUCUCAUGGAGGCUGUAGACAAAUACGCGGUAGGAGUUCCUCCGAUUCAAUGGCUACCCUGGAUACCUCAGCUAUUGAUGUGCUUGGUUCGGCACGAGGGCAACGUUAUCUUGAAUUUGCUAAGCCAAGUUGGAAGAGUGUUUCCGCAAGCUGUUUACUUCUCUAUUAGAACUCUAUACCUCACAUUGAAGAUUGAACAACGCGAAAGGUACAAGAGUGCAGAAUUGGCCGCUGGGAAGAACCAAGAAGGUGUCGAAGGACGUGGAACCGCUGGAAAUAUACAGCAACAAGGAGUCCCUGAAACCGGGCCAAUUCGAGCCACUCCGCCAAUGUGGAGGUGCUCGAAGAUCAUGCACAUGCAAAGGGACAUUCAUCCUACAAUUUUGUCUAGUUUGGAGGGUAUCGUGGAUCAGAUGGUAUGGUUCCGUGAAACAUGGUACGAGGAAGUUCUAAGGCAGCUCCGGCAAGGUUUAGCCAAAUGCUACGCGAUUGCAUUCGAGAACCGCGGUGCUGUGAGCGAGGCUACCAUAACUCCUCACACGUUGAACUUCGUAAAGAAGCUGGUCUCGACUUUCGGGAUAGGAAUUGAAAACAUAUCCUCAUCUCAAAACGUGAACAACACAUUUGGCUCAGCGGCUUCAGAAUCCUUGGCGCGCAGGGCACAAGCUACCGUCCAGGAUCCCGUUUUCCAGAAGAUGAAAGGUCAAUUCACUAGCGACUUCGAUUUUACCGUUCCUGGGGCGAGGUUACUUCACAAUCUAAUCAGCAAGCUUAAGAAGUGGAUUAAAAUUCUCGAGGGAAAGACGAAACAAUUACCUAAAUCAUUUCUAAUCGAAGAAAAGUGCCGAUUUCUCAGCAACUUCAGUCUGAAAACCGCCGAGGUCGAGCUUCCUGGUGAAUUUUUAUUGCCCAAGCACUCUCACUACUACGUAAGGAUAGCCAGGUUCAUGCCAAGGGUUGAAGUUGUCCAACGGCACAACACUGCAGCCAGGAGGUUGCGUAUUCGUGGACACAACGGUCGUUUGUAUCCCUACUUGGUGGUCAACGACGCAGGACUUGGGGACGCAAGACGCGAAGAACGUGUUCUCCAAUUGUUGCGAAUGUUGAACCACUACCUGGCUAAGCAGAAAGAAACUUCUAGGAGGUUCUUACACUUCACCGUGCCUCGCGUUGUCGCGGUUUCGCCGCAAAUGCGGCUCGUCGAAGACAACCCAGCAUCGGUUUCUUUAUUAGACAUUUACAAACAAGGCUGUGCGAAAUUAGGAAUAGAACACGACGCGCCCAUAGCUAGGUAUUACGAUAGAUUAGCUACGGUGCAAGCUAGGGGGGCGCAAGCGAGUCAUCAAGUUUUAAGGGACAUCCUAAAAGAAGUGCAAACAACGAUGGUGGCCAGGACUAUGCUCAAAGACUGGGCGGUAAAAACUUUUCCGGGUGCAACGGAUUAUUGGACAUUCAGAAAAAUGUUUACUUUACAAUUGUCCUUGGCUUGUUUCGCGGAAUACGUGCUUCACCUGACGAGAUUAAACCCAGACAUGAUGUACGUGCAUCAGGACUCGGGGCUCAUCAACAUCGCUUACUUCAAGUUCGACGUUGAUGACACGUCGGGUGAACUGGAUGCCAACAGGCCUGUUCCAUUCCGCUUGACACCAAAUAUCCUCGAGUUCCUCACAAGUACAGGUGUUUCCGGGCCGUUAACUGCUAGCGCCAUUGCUACCGCGCGUUGCUUAGUGCAACCAUCAUUCAAAGUGCACACGAUACUACGUGCCAUUUUGCGUGACGAAGUAAUCGCAGAUCAUAACAAGAAACAAGAGGACGCAGAGAAUGCAUCUCAAGUUCCGACCGACAUGAAAGGCGAACUUUUAAUAGCGAUGGUCAGCCGUGCAGUUUCAGCAAUCGUUGGGAGGCUCAACUCUUUGGCCAACUUUGAUGGAACUGACAGCAAGGUCAGCACAUUGGUUGCUGCAGCCAAUAGUCACGACAACCUGUGCAGAAUGGAUCCGUCUUGGCAUCCGUGGUUGUAAACACAUACUUUGACGGGCUUAAUCGUGCUUCCAAUAUAAACAAAUACAGAGAACACUGGUGGACAUAGAUGUUUCUCUCAGUUUCUGUGCAAAAUCUGUAUUAUUUGUAUUAAUUUGGAUUUUAUGCGAGAAACAUCGAUGUCCAUGAAUACUCUCUGUCCUUUGGAUCUUUUGAUUUAUACGGUUUCUUUUAAAAUACUAUUGCUUUUCUGUCAUUUCAGUCGCAAGAAAUACUAUUUUUCAUGUAAAUACUACGUAGAGAUGUAAGAAAUUACUUACAAGACACGUUUUUAGUUGUGGCGGACAGAAUCAUUUGAUUUUACGUUUCUAGAAUCGACUUACUUCAAUCAUUUAUCCGCGUACAACUUGUUUAUAUAAUGUAAAAAUUCUCAUUUUCGAGAAUACUCCAUGUAUCAUUUAUUGUACAUAAUUUUAAAUGUAAGAGUUAUUUAUAGAUCUGUUU